AGAGUGGAGAGAGCGUGUGAGUCGUUGAGGCGGUUUCGGUUCGUCUAGGAUUCGCGUGGCGUGCGAGCAAGCCUUUUGCUUUCCUUUUAUAUACAGACUCUCACCCCUGACAACAGACGACACACCCCACCGCAGCACCCAAUCGAGGAGUUAUGGAUCGAGAUAGCAAGAAGAGAGGGAGAGAGGAUCCGGUGGUGGUGGUGAUGGUGGCGCCGGAGGAAGACACGGGAGUCGUUGGAGGGGCCGCGGUGGAGCCGGAGAUAACGAGGAAGAAGGGGAAGAAGCAGGAGAUAUCGGAGUCAUCGUCGUCGGACGUGAUAUUGGAGGUGGGCGAUAUCUUCGAGAUCUCCGACGUGUACCGCCCGCCCGGGCUGUUCGAGUUCCCGUGGCACAAGGAGGACGGAGGGCUGAUCGUGGCAGCGGCGGCGGCGGAGUCGGACGGCUGGGAUCUCCGCGACGUGUUCUUCUCGUCGCUCGUCGACGGGUGCUCCGCCGCCAUCGGGUUCCCCGGCGAUCGCCUCUCGCCUCCGCUGGGGCCGAUUGCGCUCACCGGGGAUGGCGAAGAUGGAUCGUGGCCAUCCGAUGGGGACGCCGACGGCGUGGAUUGCAUCUGGAGCACCGUGCUCCGCCAGCCACUCCCCACCGUGUACAGCAAGCGCUCCAGCGCUUGACAAACCAAGCAAGAGAAGGCCAUCUUCUUUUCCUCCGGUUUCCACUUUUAUGUUUGUUUUUGUUUUUUUGUUUUGUUUUGUUUAAUCCCUCCUUAGUUAGACUCUUAGCCGUUUAGUUUGUUGUUAUAAAGUUGGUAACAUUUUCAAGUUGAUGUUUAAAUUUAAAAAAAAAGGGGGCUUUUGAUUUAGAUGCA
Elaeis guineensis (African oil palm) is the source of this 865-nucleotide messenger RNA. RefSeq lists its product as uncharacterized. NCBI's taxonomy places the organism in Eukaryota, Viridiplantae, Streptophyta, Magnoliopsida, Arecales, Arecaceae. The record is from RefSeq and is a predicted model, not a curated record.